Rangifer tarandus platyrhynchus (Svalbard reindeer) is the source of this 300-nucleotide messenger RNA. Lineage: Eukaryota; Metazoa; Chordata; Mammalia; Artiodactyla; Cervidae. The record is from the annotation of a GenBank genome assembly.
AUGGAACCAAAGAUGCACCUCUGGGUCUGUGUCCGUGCCGUCCCUGUGUAUGUGUUUUCUGGACCCCACUGUUGUCUGACUGUGUCUAGUUUGGAGCCUGCCAGGAGCUGUCUCCACUGGGGCCGGGGCCCUGGCCCUUGGUGGGGACCACUCGGCCAUGAACAGAAUUGGCAAAAGAAGAAUCGGCACAGGUUGGAUGCAGGUCAGCUCACAGACAGGUUCCACUGUGGCUUGGCGUCUUCAACUGCUGGCUGGUGCGGGUGUGACCAGAAACCGCUGCUGGGGCCACCUCAGGGCUAG